ACUUUGUCUUCUGUCCAAGAAAUUGAAAAGCUGCUGCAAUAAAACCCCCAAUAAACUCCCUUCCCCCCGUCCUCUGACCCUUCACUCCUUCCUUCACUUCUCCCUAUUAGUACAACCACUUUCUGGCUUCGGUUUACUUUCAUUUUGUUGCAUAGAGGACGACUUGGGAGUUGCAGCAAUAAUUGUCAAAGAGCAUUCAUUUCAGAAAAACGCAAAUUCAUUCUCUGACCCCAAACAAAACCCCCACUUUAAACAAAAUUUCAAAAAUAGAAAAAGUUCAGGCGUACCCGUAUCAUUCUGGGGUCAUUAAUCACGCCACCAUAGGCUUUCUGCUAUGGAUUGUCAGCCACGAUUGAGGUCUGCGAGAGGAAUAAAGGUGGCAAAAUGGCUGGCUUUUUUUCGCUAGGUGGUGGUGGAAGUAGUAGAGGAGGAAGCAGCAGCAACCAAGAAAGCAGCAGUCAUAACAAUACCACCACCAACAACCAACAGCAUCAGCCCACCGAAAUCAACCCGGAGAAUUGGUUCCUCUACAAAAGUGAUGAAUACAAGGGCUUCGAGAUAUGGCAUCCCCAACCGCAGCACCAAUACCACCAGCCGCACAAUCAACCAGAACACCAUCAUUUUCGCCACCACAAUCCGUCUCUACAAGAUUUUUAUCCAUCAGCCGGAGGAGGAUUAGACUUUGGCCCCAGCAGCAGCCAUCGCGGCGGAGGAGGUGGCCUAAACAUCUCCUCGGAUGAGCCUUCGAGAUCGGCGUUUGUAAUGAUGAGGAGUAGUGGUGGGGGAAUUAGCUGUCAGGACUGCGGAAACCAAGCUAAGAAAGAUUGUGCACACAUGAGAUGUAGGACUUGUUGCAAGAGCCGCGGGUUUCAGUGCUCAACCCAUGUCAAAAGCACUUGGGUUCCAGCUGCCAAAAGAAGGGAAAGGCAGCAGCAACUUGCUUCUUUGCAGCAGCAAGAACAAACUCAAGAAAACCAAAACCAGCAGCAGCAACAAUUGCAACUUCAUCAUGGUCAUAGCCAUAGAGGGGAGAAUUCCAAAAGGCAGAAAGAGAAUCGAGCUUCUUCUUCACUCGUCUGUACUCGCUUACCCUCCAAUUCUUCAGGGUUCGAAGUGGGACAUUUUCCGGCAGAAGUAAGCACUUCGGCGGUUUUUCGGUGCGUACGAGUGAGCUCCAUUGAUGAAAAUGAGGAUCAGUACGCGUAUCAGACGGCUGUAAACAUUGGAGGACAUGUUUUCAAGGGAAUUUUGUAUGAUCAAGGCCUCGAGAGUCAGUACAUGACUACUGAGAGUUCGUCUGGUGGCGGAAGCGGCAGCACUACGGGAGUACAACAGCUUAAUCUCAUUACUGGUACAGCUGCCACUGCAACCUCCACCGGUACGACAACCGUCAGUGGUGGAGGAGGAGGAGGAGGAGGAGCAGCUGCGGGUUCGCCAUUUCUUGACCCGUCAAUGUAUCCAGCUCCACUGAAUUCUUACAUGGCUGGUACGCAAUUCUUCCCACCUCCAAGGUCCUGAAAUGAAACAACAAGAGGAAAAUUCCAUACAUUCUCUCUCUCUCUCUCACACACUCUCUCUCUAAUCAACCUUCUUCUUGACUUUGUGUACUAUUUCCUCGUGGUACAGUUGUAGUAGUAAUAUUUUUACUGUUUGUAGUAGAGAAGAACAUUUGACACGCAUUGCGCUUAUUAAAAUUACUAAUUACACAAGGAAAAUAGGAGAGGAGGAUCGACAAAGAAGA
Molecule: messenger RNA, 1741 nt
Organism: Coffea eugenioides
Lineage: Eukaryota; Viridiplantae; Streptophyta; Magnoliopsida; Gentianales; Rubiaceae
Product: protein SHI RELATED SEQUENCE 1-like
Exons: 2
Coding region: 385-1518 (377 amino acids)
Biological process (GO): positive regulation of DNA-templated transcription
Cellular component (GO): nucleus
Molecular function (GO): DNA-binding transcription factor activity; DNA binding
Source: RefSeq, a predicted model, not a curated record